This is a messenger RNA of Brachypodium distachyon (stiff brome), 2497 nucleotides long. RefSeq names its product skin secretory protein xP2. Bases 1105 to 2223 code for a protein of 372 amino acids. The record is from RefSeq and is a predicted model, not a curated record. The transcript is spliced from 2 exons. NCBI's taxonomy places the organism in Eukaryota, Viridiplantae, Streptophyta, Magnoliopsida, Poales, Poaceae.
AGGGGGAUCGGAUGCCGGGAGUACCCUCCCGAACGCGGCUUUCCGUUACCGCGUCGAGACCGUCCGUCGGCGGUUGGACGGACGCGAUGAGGCUGGGCGGAUGUCGCCCGUGACGGGCGGAUGACGCCUUGGCGUGCGUGGCGAAGAAGAAAGGAAUGGCGCGAGCUUUAUCAUGGGAAUAACGAAUCCGCUAAGUAAUCAUAUAAACUGUCAUAAGAAAAAGAAAGCUAUGUUAUGUUAUUUUCUAGCGGCCAUUAUAUGUGGUUUGAUUCCUGCUGUUGGUCCUUUUUUGUUGAACUUUUAAACUCUGAACCUGAGGCCUUGUAGUCGAUCUCGUUUAAAAAACUGUCGUCAAACAUAGAAGAAGGAAUCCAACGAUCAUUACCAUGGCAUUUUUCUUUCUUUUAUUUAUUUGUUCAACAAUGAAAUAUCUGACUCAUCAAAAAAUACACAAAACAAAUGGUCACUCGACUUACUUUUGUAUAUAUAUCUCCGUGUCUCGACCUGUCGAGACCGGACACUCCUGGUCCCUUUUUCACAUGCAGAACGGUGUUAGCGUUGACGCGUUAUGGUUUUGGUUUCGAAAUUGUCACACCGGUUCAGUCUAUUUUUGUGACAAAGAAAUUGACUUGAGGGCUAAAAACAGAAUCGGUGCCAACUCGGAAUUAAAGGUCGAGGGACGGAUUUUUUUUUUUGAAAAAACAUAUGCGCGCGUACUUUUUAACAAGCUCGGGGAAUAGGCUUGCUCCUGCCCCCUGUAGUCCUGUCCUGUACGUACGUCUGACCUGGGUCAAAGAAUAGCCGGAGGCUCCUGCAGGCCGCGCAAUUCUUUGGCAUGGCUAUCCCCGGCUUUCUCUCCGCCCAGGGACCUCUCACGCGCUUCUUUAACUGACCGUGGUUUGCUUCCUCCUCCGUGCCUCAUCGAUCGAUCGUAGUCUCCUCCGGCCGACUACUCGUCGCCGCGCGGUUUUAGGCCGUCGCGGCCUUCAUAUGGCCCUUCGCCUCCUCCUGCCUUUCUCCUCCUAGCACCACGCCCCGCGCCUCCUCUUACUGCCAAAUCCGCCUUCGAUCGGGGCCUGGCCUCUCUCGUCUCCGCUCUCGAGAAUGAAGGUGGAUCAUCUCGAGCAGCAGCAGGGCAUGGCGGACGGCGGCGGCCUCCCGCGGUGCAGGAGCGUGAAGGCACCCUCCGCCGCCUCCCCGCUCGGCAUCGGCGGCGGCGCCAACACCUCCUCCUCCACGCCGCAGAAUAAGCCGGCGCGCGCGUCGACGUCGACGCCGACGACGCCGGCGUACGUGCGCCACAAGCCGCCGCCGUCCUCCAUCAACUGCAUGGGCAUGGUCACCACCGACACGCCGCCGGCCACCCCCAAGCAGCCGCAGCCGCCGCAGAGAUCGUCUUCCUACUACGGGUCGUCGAUGUGGUCCCCGCGGAAGCUGAUGCAGCGGGCCUCCCGCGCCUUCCGCAGCGGCCGGUCCUCUUCCCGGCGGAAGAAGAAGAGCGCCAUGGCCGCGGCAGACCUCGAUGUCGAUAGUCCCAGGUCGGUCGCCAGCAAGGGGUCCGACGCCGACAGCGCCGUGUCCUUCGACGAGCAGCAGAUCCCCGAUGACGUCAUCGUCGUUGACAACGGUCAACCGGAGGAGGAGGAGGAGCCAAAGAUCGAGCCCGUGCCGGUGCCGGAGAAGAUCAUCCACGAGGCGAACCCCUCGUCGCCGGUGACCAAUCAGAUCCAGGCCCCAGCGCCGGCCGUGGCUGAGACAGAGACAGAGGAGCCGGCGGCGGCGGCGGAUUGCAAGGACUCGCCGGCGCCGGAGGAGGAGACUGUCCCCACCGCCCCUGCCGCCAUUGCCGCCGCCCCUGUGGAGAAGCAGCCGCAGCAGCAGCAGGAGGAGGAGGAGCCUAAGAAGGCAGCCGCCGCAGCUCCGGCUCCGGUACUGGAGGUCGCCGUGGCCGUGGAGGAGAAGAAGAAGGAGGAGAUGAAGGCGGAGGUGGUCCGGAGGUUCCAGAUGAGGAGGACGGCGUCGGCGGAGGGGCGGCGGCGGAGCAGCGGCGGCGGCAACGACGUGGUGGAGGAGGCGCGGAGCAAGCUGCUGGAGAACAUGCGGCAGGGGAACCGCGUCAGGGCGCUCGUCGGCGCAUUCGAGAACGCCAUGGUCGCCGACGACCGCCGCAGCGCCAGCCUCAACCGCCGCCAACCCAAGCCCAACGUCAGCUUCCGCGUCUGAUCAAGUUUAAUUACUUCGUGCGCCGCCGCGCGCGUUGGUUGAUUAAUUUAUUUAUUUAUCCCCCGCUGAUCGAUUCCUUAAUAAUAAUUCGACCCCGGCACGCGCGCCAAAAUUUUUGUCGUCCGCGUCGUCGUCUUCGGUCGAGCCAUCGAUGGCUACGGUUUCGGUUAUAAGUUUUUUUUUUCCUUUUUUUGCCAGGAGGGAGAUGCUUGAUGUAUUUUUAUUACUCUACCAAUUUUCGACACGAAUACAUCGAUUGCUUUUCUCCCCUGCA